Molecule: messenger RNA, 336 nt
Organism: Trichoderma breve
Lineage: Eukaryota; Fungi; Ascomycota; Sordariomycetes; Hypocreales; Hypocreaceae
Exons: 1
Coding region: 1-336 (111 amino acids)
Source: RefSeq, a predicted model, not a curated record
AUGGAGACCAAAGAAGACACGCCGACUCGCUUUCCUGCUCUCUCCGCGGACGUAUUUGCAGCCAGCGAUUCCACCACCACAGAGAGUCCGCCUGUCAGUCCACGAACUCAGCUCCCUGCCUAUGGCGACGAGAGAGAGCCUCCCAAAUACCAGGAAGAUGGAUUAAGCAAAGAUGAGGACGCCAUCAACAAAGCGAAAACAAGAAGGACCCUAUUUGUUCGACUUUUGUCGUCCAUCUUCGUGACUGUGAUAGUGUUGCUGGUUGUGGCGGCCGCGGUCGGGCGAAUCUAUGAUAGGCAGGCCAGGGACAAGAAGUCGAAAGAAGAACAAAAGUGA